AUGCCAGCCCUACAGCGCACACCACCACAGCGAGUAGGCCGCUCACCAGCCAAGCCAUACGCAGCUGUGCCGAAGCCAGCUUCACCGGCUCCCGAGAGCAAUACCACACCAACCCGCGCGCGCGCGCCUAUCGCUCGGCCAGACGAAGGCCAUGCGGCCGCCCUACCGCCCACCAGCCCUUUUGUACCGAGGGUGCAGAAGGUGAUGCGGACUCCUCCGGGCGGCUCGGCUCUAUCGUCGAGCUCGAUGGGUCCUCCCCCGGUUCCUCUCAUAUUUCCGCCUAGGGAGACACCGAUUACGGCGCCAGACGUGGACAUGGCGGAGGUGCGGAAUGACACGGACAUGUUUGUCGAGGAGCAGAUCGCUGCUGGGACCUCUACUGCGCCAAGGCGGUCCAUAUAUCCCGCUAUUCCACCAUCAGUCGACGUCCCGUCUACCCAUUUAGCCGCUGCAGAAGUCCCUGCAUCUACCACGCCUACCAUAUCGCCACAACCCCGCAGAUCGACUACACUUAUCCACUCUCCACCCAAGCCAGCGCCCAUCAUCCCCUCCACCACCGAAGCUGGACCAAGCACUCAACCUUCCAUUGCUGCUGCGGCGACUCCUGCGCCCCGGACACCGCGCUCUAGGCGGACUGCCAUCGCUGCGCCAAUGGAAGAUCCGGUACCGCUGAUGGAGGUGGAGGAGGCGAGUCAAUGGGGGAAGCGGUAUAGCAUCACGCUGGACACGCUACAACUGGCGAUCAAGAACGCCGCUGGCAAGUGGACCCGGAGAGAUCUCGAGGGUAUCUUCCCCUUAUUAGCCGCCAAGUUUCCCCAGGAGCUACGGCAGAUCCAUGCAGACGCGUCGACGUCUAUGCAGAAGCGUAUAGGAUCCGAAGCGAAAAUUCUAUUCGAGCACUACAAGGUCGGGCGGGCGAUGCAGAUGCUAGAUGGGGUAGUAAGGGACGCGCAGGAGUAUGGAGCGGAGAGUAAAGAUGUUCGACUCGACGCGUGGAGGCCAGACCUGUCACCCGAGGCUUUGACAGCAGCUGCCAAUCUGGGCUUAUACGAUGAGGCGUAUGAUCGCCUCAAGACUGAGUACCUUGCUCUCCAUGCCGACUGUUCUACCCGCUUUUCGUCUAUACAGGCGAAACAAGCACAGCUCGCCGAGCUGGAAAGUAGCGUCUCGGAGAGCGUGACUGAGCUCGAUCAAACUCUGCAAGCGCUGAAUGGGUUCCCGACUGGCGAGAUGAAGGAUUGGGCGGAAACUACGAUGGGUCGAUUGGAAGGGGGACGUGUGGUAGAGAAGGCGUGA
Dioszegia hungarica is the source of this 1296-nucleotide messenger RNA. RefSeq lists its product as uncharacterized. The record is from RefSeq and is a predicted model, not a curated record. Gene Ontology annotation, biological process: chromosome segregation. Gene Ontology annotation, cellular component: MIS12/MIND type complex. Bases 1 to 1296 code for a protein of 431 amino acids. The transcript is spliced from 6 exons. NCBI's taxonomy places the organism in Eukaryota, Fungi, Basidiomycota, Tremellomycetes, Tremellales, Bulleribasidiaceae.